Silurus meridionalis is the source of this 7873-nucleotide messenger RNA. Its product is annotated as protein translocase subunit SecA-like. Gene Ontology annotation, molecular function: ATP binding; ABC-type protein transporter activity. Gene Ontology annotation, cellular component: membrane. Bases 1501 to 5085 code for a protein of 1194 amino acids. Lineage: Eukaryota; Metazoa; Chordata; Actinopteri; Siluriformes; Siluridae. The record is from RefSeq and is a predicted model, not a curated record. Gene Ontology annotation, biological process: protein import; protein targeting. The transcript is spliced from 10 exons.
UAAACUACUGUAAGAUAUUAUGGGAUGUCAUCUGCAAUCAAAAUCAAAAAGCGCUUCAGUCUUUCUAUGUAUGAAGAAAACCUCAUACACAGAGUCUGGAGAUCAGAGUGGGCGUGUUUAAUGAAACUGAAAGCGGAAGUGAACUCUUUCUGGUAAAGUCCAGUGCUGAGCAGUGAUUUACUGCAGUGCGGGUGGAUAAUCUUCUGCACUCAAGGGCAUUUCUGCUGCUGCACAGGGCUAACCAGUAUGGGAGGAGGUCCAUCUGUUGGAGUCCAAACAUUUGACAAUAAAACUCGAUACAAAUGGACUGUUUGCAUUGGGGGAUUCAUUUUCCCUGAUAGCUUCACCCAAUUCACAGUGGAACCUAACGGAAAGCAGACAUAUAAAUAUCCAUAUCCUCAUCCAAGUGGCAUUAUACCUCCUUUUGUUUAUUUGUAUUCAAAUACACUCUUCAUCAAGGUGAAGUAUGGAGAGUGUUCAGACUGCUUCAGUGAUCCACAUUUGUGGUACAAUAUUAAAACAAAGGAUGAUGCAUAUUUUACAAUUCGAGAGAGUGGAGACCGCCGUAAAAUACAUCUGGACUGCAAUAUACAUUAUGAAGAGAAAAAGUCAACAUGCCCAAAUUACGUUGUUGUGAGUAAAAGGGGGGGAAAUUCUCACAAGGAAAAAAUGAAGAGGAUGCACGGGAGGAAGAAGAGAAUCGUAGACGAGAAGAGCAGCGGCGUCAGGCCCAGCGUGAACAUGAAAGAAGAAUUGAGGAACAGAUUCAAAGGGAAAGUGAACUCGCUGCUAAGAAACUUUCACAAGCCACAGAGACACUGAAGCAGAACCAGAGGCUGAGAGGCCAUGAGACCCAUCACCAAACUCACAUCAUGCAGCAGACAGUAAACACUGACAUUGAAAGAGACGAGGUUCCUGAAAUCGAGAGGAAAUUCACAGAACUGUUGCUGGAGUAUGAAAUUGUUGAGGAUGAAGAUUCAGAGGAGACUUUAGCAGACAGAAUGAAAACUCUGCAAAAUGAGUUGAUGGUGAAGUUCUGUAAGAAACACAACCUGUCCAGUAGCUGUGUGUUUUCUUUUGAUGAUGCAGUUGGUUAUGAGACUCUGCCUCUACAUGAUAGACUGACAGUACUUGAGGCUGUGAUGCGUUUAGUUUUUGAGGAGAAUGAGGACGUCCUCACACAUAAACAUGAAAGAGACUUCCUCCUGGAUCUGCUUGAACUUCUGCAAGAUGAUCAUCCAUCACUGGCCUUCAAUCUUUUACAGAGCGUUCUUCAAACUGAUAUGCAGCUGUCUACACAGAGUAAAGAAAUUCUGUGUCAGAUCACAUUCAACAAGACAUGGAAGCUGUCAGAAAUAACAGGUUUCCUGCGUUCCAUUUCUGAUAAAGACGAAGAACAAGUGCAGUCAAUCCUUCACAUUGCACAGACCUACAAGCUGGAGUAUGGAAAUGUCUUUCGUGCAUUACAGUCACAUGAUCCCCUGAGAUGGAUAAAACACCAUGUUGGUGGAGAGAGACAGAAAAAUGCAGAUACUAUUAUUAGUGAAAUGCAAUGCAAACUACCCUGAGAACGUCCUGACAAUACUAACUGAUGUUCUUCAGGAUCUGGAAAUGGAGCUUCUAGAAUACAGAAGAGCUGAUCUCCGUGAAAACCAAAUUCAGGAUAUAAAGAAAAUGAUUAUAGAACUGGACUUCAACAACCCUGACAGACAAGUUCUCAAACGUGUCCUAGUGGGAAUGUCAGUUGCAGUAAAACGAUGUUCUACUGUCACUAUUCACAAAGGUCCAACACAAAGUGUCAUUGAAGGUUAUCUUCCAAGAUUAACUCAACUUGCAUCCUUGGUCGUCUUCCUGCUUCCAAAAUCCAGAAGCAAUACAGGUUGCCUGCUUGAGAUUGGGACAGGUGAAGGGAAAUCUUGUAUCUUAGCCAUGCUUGCUACAAUCCAUGCUAUUCGUGGUGUAAAGGUGGACAUUGUCACCAGCUCCCCGGUUCUUGCCCGUCGUGAUUUAGAAGAAUGGAGUGAACUGUACAAGAUGUUUGGUAUAACAUCAUCUGCCGUUCCUCCAAUGAUGAAUGAUGUCUCAUCUGAAAAACAAGAUGAAAUGACUCAGGAAGCGUACAAACAACAAAUCAUUUACAGCACUGUUGGGACUUUUGCAGCAGAUACACUGAAGCAAGAGUUUGAGAAGAAAACUACUCGAGGAGACAGAAGGUUUGAGCUGGUGAUUGUGGAUGAGGUUGACUACAUGACCUUGGAUAAUGGAGUUCAAAUAACAUUUCUGUCCCAUGAGUGCAGUGGCCUUCAGCAUUUAGAGCAAGUCCUUGCAGGCAUCUGGGCCAUGAUAUCUGCAUGUCGACCAGUUGAGAUAGAAGAAACUGGAGAGACCAUGUGGACAACAAGAAUCCAGAAUUUUCACACGGCUGCUUUGAUAGCAAUGAUUGGUGCAGAACAAAGUGAUGGAUUUUCACCAUUAGAAAUUCUGUUGCCAGGUAUUGAGUUAGGAUUUUACUCCGAGGAAGAUUUUGAAAAUUUGAAGGUUUCUAUUAAUGCUGAAGGAGAAGCCGAGCACGGAACUAUUGAAAAUGAAGCAUUAAAGACCAUCAUGGCCAAAACUGGAAUAGAACAACAGUAUGACCUGCUGAGUGUUCUUGAGAUGGGGAUGGAGCACAAGGUGGCAUUUAACUGUUAUAUUUAUCAGUCAGAAACUGGAAAAGCCGUUCAGUUUGGAGAGCAAAAGGCAAAAACUGACCAAAACAUCAACAUGCUGCUACUCCAGAAUGGAAAAACUUGUGAGAUCUUAUCUGAAGAAAUGCUUGUUGAAGCCACCAUUAGCCAGAUCAAAUCCAAGAUUAAAUAUUCUAAACAAUGCAGUUUAAAGAUGGAAAAGGGUACACUUGUAAUUCCUUCUUUUUUAGAGAAAUACCUGGAAAAUCAGCUGCCACUGUUUGUUGAAAAUGCACUGAAGGCCAUUCAGAUGACCAAAGGCAGAGAGUACAUGAUUGAGAGAUCUCUUAGUGCUCAGGGAGUAGAUGUUAGAGAGGAUGAACAACACAUGUACCAUGGGAUAAUUCCAGUGGACUUUCAGGCCAGUGGAAUGUUGGAGAAAAGAAAACGAUGGGGUGAUGGACUACAACAGUUCCUGGAGAUGAAGCAUCAGUUAACGUUAUCACCAUUAUCAAAUGUUACAAACUACAUGUCAAAUUCAUAUUUCUUUAAAAGAUAUCUGAGUGGAAAAGGAAUAUUUGGUGUUUCUGGAACCCUGGGUGGAGAUGCAGACAAGGGAUUCCUGGCAAGACAUUACAAAACAGAGAGCUACAUCAUACCGGCUCAUCAGCGUCAAAAGGUUACUGAGCUUCCUGCAGUCCAGGUGAGGGGAGGUACUGAACAAUGGAUCCAAACUCUUUGUGUAACCGUGUCCAAAGUGUCUGACAGAGGACAGGUGGUGUUAGUGGUGUGUGAGGACGUCAACACAGCAAAUGAUCUCAAAGAAAAAAUAACAGCAGAAACCAAACAUUCAGUUACAAUGUACACAAUGAGCGAGAGCCACAACAUUGAGAACCAGAAGUUCAACAAGGGACAGAUCAUCAUUACCACUAACCUUGGAGGACGUGGAACAGACAUUAAGGUUACAGAGGAGGUUGAUCGCUGUGGUGGUCUGUUUGUGUUACUCACGUAUUUCCCCAAUAACCGAAGAGUCGAGAAACAGGUCUUUGGACGAACAGGUCGAAAAGGAACACCAGGAAUGGUCCAGUUAAUCCUGAACCAGGAUCGUCUAGCCAUGGCCUACAGAGGCCAUUCUAUUGAAUCCAUGAGGGAACUCCGAGAAGAGUAUGAGGUUAAUCGAAUAAAAGACAUGGAGAAGGAGAAACUAGCUGAAAUUGAAAUGAAGGAAAAGCUGUUCUCCACAUUUUGUCAGUUUCUUUGUGACUUUGACCAGCAUUAUAGUACAGAAGAGAAGACUGAUCUCUUUGAAGUGAAAGUAAAAGAUGUCCCUCGUUACUUUGAGUCCUUUAACAAUAAGAUGGACUAUCACCCAGCAUUGAAUGCUUUGAAGGAAUCAUGGGGUAUGUGGCUGAUACUUCACACAGAGCAGAUUAACAUUGAGAAUGACCUCAAUAAAUUAAACAAAAACCUCCUCCAGCACUUGCAGGAUACAAGCAACAAACUUUUACAAGGUCAGAGUGAAAACUUUUAUGAUCAUGUUCAGGUGGCUUUAGGAAGAACUGCCUUGCACUUUCUAAACAAAAACAAGAAUGACUAUGGAGCAAAAGGUUACUGGGAAAAAGCCUCUGAUUCAGACACCUACUACAGAGCUGCUGCACUGUACAACCAGGCCUACAUCACCAUCAACCUGGCCAAGGACGGCUACAAAAAUGAGGCCCGUUCCUUACUAGAGCAGGCAGAGGAAGCCAUAGAUGUUUACGUAUCAGAAACAAGUAACAUACUGAGCUUCUGUUCUUUGUCUGUUACUCGAGAUUUUGAUCCACACCACAGUGGCAGCUGUAACUUCCAUUUACAAAUGCAGGCAAGGAUGAACAUAUUAAACUCAUGGAAGCAAAACAUCACAAAAAUACUUGACAUGCUUAAAUCAGACAAAGGAGAAUUCAAAACUGUAGAUUUGACUCUUUACAGCUUAUCAACUGAGGAGGAUUUUGUGUCUUCCAGUGAACUUAAUGUCUUUCGUAAUUAUGGCCUUGCACUUGUGUUUGAAGUGAAGAAAAAGCCCCAGUUCUCAUUUGAUGCUCUGAUUUGUUGUUUUCUGGGUUUGGCUCAGGUUGUAGCAGGAGUUUUGGUAUGCGCCCUGUCAGCUGGUUCCCUGUCCUCAUUUGGUCUUGGUUUGAUUUCUGAAGGUGUGUCUGACAUGAUCAGUGGAGUCAUGGGUAUGAUUAAUGGCACAUUUGACUGGGCAUCAUGGGCAAUAUCUAAAGCAAUCAGUUUAGGAAUGUCUUUGGUCUGUGGGGGCUUCAGUGUUCUUAAAAGAUCAUUCUCUUCUGUGAAAAAUGCUGUGACUAGUAUCUACAAUGGCACCAAAUCCCUAAAAAGUGUUGCAUUUACCGCCAUCAGAUCAGGGAAAAAAUUUUAAUUUCAACAUAUAAAUCAGUCAAAUCCUCUGUAUCAUCAAUAAGUGUGAACAUCACAAUGAAUGCAGGCAAACUGAAUUUAAAAUAUGCAGGCAAGUAUGCGGUUCAGGAAUUAGCGAUUCAGGGGGUAAACACUGCUGUGAGCACAGGCAUUGAUGCUGGUCUUCAAAAGAUAUUCCAAAAAGUAUUUCAACAAACGUUCAAAGACUCCAUAUGUUCAGCAUUAAAACAGAAUAAACAGUUUAAUCAAGUGCUCACAGAUUUUGUUAGUUCAGGAAUUCCAAAAUCCGCCUUGGAGAAAGAAUGCGGUUCUUACAAAAUCAGCAAAACCCUGGAGAAGGAAAUGAAAGAUCACAUGAUUCUCAACACAAAUCAUAUUAUGAGUUGUCUCAUAAAAAACUGUGCAGAAAUCCACAAGGUGAUUAACACACUUUCACAGGUGUGGGACAAAUCUGCAGAGAUUGUUGCACACCGCUCUCAUGCCUGGGUCAAGUGUGGUCUGACUGCAGCUGGCAUCUCCACCACCAUUUAUGAAAUGUUUUCCUCCUUUCCUACUAAAGAAACUAUUGACAGUAAAUUUGUUCCUGCAUUUUUGAGGUCCAUGAACGAAAAUCCAUCACUUGGCAAAUAUGACAAUGAUGGACGGGACAAACUGGAAGAUGUGAAUCGUCUUAAAGAUGAACUCAUUGAAUUAGUUUCAGAUGUUCUUUCCCAGUUCAUGGUGGAGAGUUUUUCUGGGUUUUCCUCAUCCUUGUUAACAAAAACAUUCACUCACAAACUAAACUCAGUUACUGGAAAAGUAGUUGGUAAUAUGCUGGGAAGACAUGAAACUCAAAGUUUCUUUGAUAAUCAGCAGCAUCAUUAUGAUCUAAAAUCAGCCUCUAAAUGUAAGGAAAAGCCUUUGUCUGAGGAGCAACUAAAUGAGCUGAAGAUCUACGCUAACAAUGUAACUGAUGAGGAAAAGCCAGCAACAGCUUUAGAAGUUCAUGUUCUCACCAAGAGUGACUUACUAAAAGGAAAGGAAUCUGUAUAACAGUAGUAGAUGAUCAAGGAAAACUUCUCACAGAGGAGACUUACACAGGAACAGACCCAACAGCUGGUACUAUCAACCUUGUUCUAACUAAAACAUCUCUGACUUCUCCAGGAGAAACUGGAAUAUUCAAUAAACUGAAAGACAGGAUGAUGGGUAAAGACACUGCACAGAGUGGCCACAUUGAUAUUAUACACCCUGAUGGUUCUCGGGAAACCGUGAACUCCUCAAACCAGAACUGUCUUUUUCAUGCUGUCAUUCAAGCCACAGCUCAUGUCCCAAAAGAUGAUAUUGAACAAAAAGCUGUAGAACUUCGUAGGAAAGUCAGUGAGGAGAUUCUAUCAAAACCACAAAAGUACACCAAGGCUGUGAGGAUCCAGAACAUGUUCAAUCAGACAAACAGCUCCAGUAAAUUUCGAAUUGAAGCAGGAGCUAAUAAACAGCAAAUAGAACAAUUUGAGGAAUAUGUCAGGGGCAAGACCGAAGAACAGGUGGUUAUUGAUUACAAAUUGGGAGAAGCUGGAACCUACAAAGGCCUUUUAAACAUGGAAAAGCCCACCCCAGGAGUGGUGGAGGCAGACCACAUUCCACCGAAGACUAGUGUAUAUAAACUCUAUGAGGAGCUGAGAAACAAUGCAGAUCUGAGAAACACAUUUCAAGAAAAAAAUAAGACACUCUAUAAUUUAGUGAUGAACAUGAAAAAUGACAAGAUGGGAAAAGAGCUGAUUUGCAUGAAUGCACUGCACUGGGACCAUCGACGUGCCCUGACCACCGGGAGCAGUUAUGAAUCCAAUAAAUGCAGGGAUUUGCUGACACAGACCUUGGCAAGUGGGGACAUGGAGAAAGUGUUGAAGCUGUCAUUUAUAGUGGCAUAUCCAGGAAGCUCAGACAGGCUUCGGAGAGAAAAGGAUAACCAAAGGAUUCCUGCACUUACAACAAUUUUAAUGGACAAAUACUACAAUUCAGGAUUUAAAAAUGUUAUAAAUAAAUAUGCUGAGAAGAGGCUGAUCAACAAUUCUGAGAGGAUAAUGUCAUGAUGUGGGUGAACAACAGCUCCUAUUUGAAUACUAAUACAGAGGAGUAUCAGCAAAUUCAAAAUGCCAUAAGAAAGAACAUAUAAAGAAGGUAAUUUAUUACAACACUUGCAUUAUUUAUUUAUGCGAAUGAGGCUCCAUCUAAUUAAAUAUGCAUACGUUCACAUACCUAGUAAACCCAAAAUCAGAUUAGAAUCACAAUAAAAUCACAGUGGAGAGAAUUUUUUGUGUAUAAUUGAAUAUUAUUUAUAUUGUUGUGUAUUUGAUAAAAAAUUCUGUACACAUUUAAUUAUCCACAAUAAGAUAUUUUGAAUUGGACUUUUAUUUUUCUUUAUCUGUGAUUAAUAUGCAUUUGUUACUGCAAUUCAUGAAUUAAUUCAUUAAUCUUUUGGAAAGUCUAUCAUAGAGGAGUUUUUACUUUUUCAUGACAUUUGUCAGAUGCUCAUAUAAUUAAAACAUUUACAUUUACACAGCUGACCAGUUAAGAGUUAAUGUUUAAGGUAUAUAUAUAUAUAUUUGGGUUAUUAAGUAUAUAACAGUUUAGUGCAUUUUUCUUUUUUUUUUACAUCUCUGCACAAAAUUUUGAAUAAAAUGUGGGAUGAUGAAUGUAUAAAUAUUUAGUGUAUAACAGCAUGAAAUAUAUUUGUUGUGUGUGUGUGUGUGUGUGUGUGCAUCUGUACACCUCUAUAAUAAAUAACUAUCAUUGAAGUUGGAAAUUUUUCUGCA